GGCUGGUCUGUGGUAGUGCUGAGCUACUAAAGAAAGAUCUAUAGAAUUUCAGACAUGUGUUUUGGAAAGUGUGCUAGGUGCAUUGGGUACAAGUUGCUCAUUCUUGCCUUCCUCUGCAUUGUGGCUAACAUCUUGCUUUACUUUCCCAAUGGUGAAACAAGAUUCGCUUCAGAACAUCAGCUUAGCAAGUAUGUGACGUGCCUUCAUGGAAUUAUAGGAGGAGGGAUUUUGAUAUUCCUCCCAGCUGCAGUGUUCAUUGGACUAGAACACGAUAAUUGCUGUGGAUGCUGCGGGCAUGAGAACUGUGGGAAAAGCUGUGCAAUGCUGUCCUCUGUUCUGGCCGCCUUCAUCGGAAUCCUGGGGUCCGGCUACUGUUUCAUCAUUUCAGCUUUAGGUUUAUCCCAUGGCCCUUACUGCCUCUCCGCUGUAGAACAGAACUGGGUCUAUCCUUUCACUAACGCCAGUGGAGGGUAUCUGCUUGAGCGUGACAGGUGGUCUGAGUGUCGGGAGCCAAGGAAUAUCGUGGAAUGGAACUUGACCCUCUUUUCCAUUCUUCUGGUCUUUGGGGGGAUUGAAUUAAUUCUGUGUUCCAUCCAAGUAAUCAACGGUUUUCUCGGAGGAAUAUGUGGGGUUUGCUGUAAUCGGGAAGAGAAAUACGUUUGCUAGAACAUCUGCACCUGAAAAUGGGCUAAAAUCACUGUAAUUAUAUCUUUGUGGUAUUCUGUAAAACGUAUUUGAAUGUCUUGUUUUGUAUUGCACAUACUGUAAAUUAUACAGAGAACAGUUUAUUCAUGUUACAUUUCUUCUUGCCAAACUAUGCACUGUCACUAUUAAUUCACAGAUUGGGCCAGGUUCUGUUCUUGGAAAGAUGUGCAGGAUUCCCAAAGAACACAAUAGUCAUUAUGUGUUUGCACCUGACAGCAGAAUUUUGCUUACUGUGAUUUUUGUCAUUAUAAACAUACACCUUGCAUACAAGGAUUUCAUUGGUUUAUUUAAACAUAAUGCAAGUCACUGAUUGAUUAAUUGUGUUGCUGGGUACAGUUUCUCACUACAGGCAUGGUAGUUCUUGAUUUUCAUACAGAAGCUGCUUUUCCCAUUAGAGUUCCAUUGCCAUCCUGACCUUGAAGCCCCCAGUAGGAGCUGUCACUCACAGAAGGAAGGCUGCUUUAAUUGGGUCAAACCAAAUACCACAAAGACCAUGUUUUUGGUAGUCAUCUAGUCUAACAGAAAAUACAGAUGGUGCCAAAUAAUGGACAGACAAGGGUAGGCACAUUCUGAGGAGCCCUAUCUCCCAGGAAAGACGUGGAGAUAGAACAGUAGGAAAAAAAGACGAGUCUGAA
Chrysemys picta bellii (western painted turtle) is the source of this 1340-nucleotide messenger RNA. It is a transcript of the gene TM4SF1, whose product is annotated as transmembrane 4 L six family member 1. Gene Ontology annotation, cellular component: membrane. NCBI's taxonomy places the organism in Eukaryota, Metazoa, Chordata, Testudines, Emydidae. The record is from RefSeq and is a predicted model, not a curated record.